Messenger RNA from Triplophysa dalaica, 1957 nucleotides. Its product is annotated as NXPE family member 3-like. The record is from RefSeq and is a predicted model, not a curated record. The transcript is spliced from 10 exons. The annotation marks the transcript as partial. Lineage: Eukaryota; Metazoa; Chordata; Actinopteri; Cypriniformes; Nemacheilidae.
UUUGCUUCGGUGUUACAUCUGGUCGGUCGGCAGAACAGCACGUUUGGAAAAACCCUGUGGCUGACAUUUGGUUGGCGUUGCCCCUCUACAGUUCCUCAGCAGUCACACAGGGACUUUUCUCCACUCUACACUUCAGGUAGCUCACAGCAGUCGAAGUCAGCAUCUUCUUUCAGCCACGACCAGGUUUUACCGACAUUGCUAACGGUGAGAAGAUUUGGUCCCCCCAGUCCUAAAGCUUCUUGCACAAAUGCAUCAUCCGGAAUAUCAGCGUUUGACAUGGGAAUCAGUCAGGAGGAGUGGGAUAGACUACAGAAGGCUUUUGACUGGCCUGGUCCAGAUCAUGAAAUCACUCAACUGAAUCUGACCACGAGUCCAGUCUACACAACAUUCUCUAUUGUAAGACUCAAUGACACUUACAAAAUAGGCGAUAAAAUCCCUGUUACUAUCACUGCCAGAGAUCACAUCAAGAACUUGAAAACAUAUGGAGGUGACUUUUUCCAAGUAAAGCUAUUCAACUUAAAAUUAAAGGCAAGUGUUUACGGGGAAGUUAUUGAUCAUCGUAAUGGAACAUACACUGUUGAUCUUCUGUUACCUUGGGAAGGACAAGCACAAGUGUCUGUGCGUCUGAUGCACUCCAGUGAAGUUGUGCAGUUUUUUAAAAAGUACCGGGAGUCUUCAUUCCCACGCAACCACUAUUAUGGAUACUUUGUAGGACCAGGGCCCAAUGGAGUCAGGAUAAGUGAAAAAGUGGAGUGUAAUCUUAAAUGGGGCAAUGAUGGAAGUUGGAGUAAAGGCAACUGCUGCUGUGAAUAUAAGGAUGGAAAAUCUGAGACGGUGUGGCAGUGUGAGAGACCAAAACAACUUUACUGUGAUAACUGGGUGUAUCAUGAAAGAGGACCAUAUCAAAGUCCAUUAACUCCUUUAGAGAAGCAACUUAUCACAAGCAAAUUAACAAAUGUUGGGAUUCCUGGAGACACACGCAUUAUAAAUGUUCUUUCCAACUCUUCAAGUAUUGGUGAUGCAGAGAGAUGCAAAUCAGGUCUGACCACACCAGUUCCUGCAGGAUUCUAUUUCCAAGAUGUCUGGAAGUCUUUUGUAUGUAACACUAGAAGGUUUAGUCCUCCACAAAUGGCAGAUUGUCUUGCAAAUAAGAUUCUCUACAUGAUGGGAGACUCUACCACAAGACAGUGGUUUGAGUAUUUUGAAAGAACUGUGCCAGGUCUGAAAAGAUUAAAUCUUCACACCGAUUCCCAGAAUGGACCCCUGAUGGCUCUAGAAUUGAAGAAAAAUAUCAUUAUUCACUGGAGGCCACAUGGACAUCCUCUUCAGUUUCGUAAAAUGCCAGCUGUUGAUCUGCAUUAUAUCAGCAAUGAAAUUGAUUAUAUAACUGGCGGCCGUCAUGCAGUUGUUGUCUUCACAAUAUUUGCCCAUCUGGUUGUUCAUCCGUUAACCUUUUAUGUGCAUCAAGUGGCCAAAAUUCGUCAAGCAGUAAUUCGUCUGCUGAAGCGUGCACCAGAGACUACUAUCAUUAUCAAGUCUGGAAACACUGGAUUAACAAAGAAUGAAUAUGGAAAUGACUGGUACAGGAUGCAGUUGAACACAAUGAUGAGCAAGAUGUUCAGUGAUAUUAAAGGAGUGGUCUAUAUGGAUGUCUGGCAGAUGACUUCAUGUCAUUACUCAAGGGAAGACAUUCAUCCAGCCAGUGUUAUCGUUGGCAAUGAACUUGAUAUGUUGCUCUCACAUAUUUGCCCCUCCUGACACAUGCAAAGAUCCUGAGCAAACCAAUGCUUGAAGAAGGAAAAAAGUUCCGAGAAUCUGAAGCUGACUUCAUGCCCCAUGUUGCUGUGGUUCCGCCAUCUUGGGAGGAAAUAUUUUAUUUUUGGGGCUGUGUGGCUCUGGUUCGAUCUUGUUUUGUUGUCUAUGUCGGACAGCAGAUGAAUAAAGCUACAUUAUACCA